GUGAAGAGAGGGGAGAAGUGUCGGUCGGAGCCUCGCCACCUGGCGAUGCCAGUUUACUGAGUUGUGAGGCGUCUCCAGGUGUUAGACGGCUCCUGCAGCUGUCCCGCCUUCUCUCUCUUUUAUCCCCACACGCACGGAUUUGUAAUUUUUUUUCGGUGUGUGUGACUUUCCGGUGCGGGGAGGACGGAGGGGAUGCGUGUCCGCUGCGCGGCUGGAUAGAUGGAUGGAUGGACGGACGUGUCCGCUCCGGGACGCGCUGGAAUAACGCGGUGAACUAACGGGAACGGGAUCGCGCUUCUCUUCUUUUCGCUCUGGAGUUCCUCUCCCUCUUUCAGUCUCUGGAAUAGUGUGGGAACGGGGUCUUUUUUUCCAUGUUGUUGUUCUUCAUCAACCCUCCGGGCUCUGAUCACCUGCUAUGUGUGUGAUGUGGAAAAUACCUGGUGGAAGGUGUACAGAGGGAUCCAGCCUGGGAGGACAGGACAUCUGAUAUCCACAGAAAGAAGCUCCGCUCCUCAUUCUGAUUUCUCUCAUCUCUGUUUCUUUCUCCAAUCCCGUGCGUGAUGUGCGUGGAAUGAACACAGAGGAUGGAUAUAAUUUGGGAAAUAUUGAUCAUUCUCCACGCUAAUCUCAUCGUCUGCAUAUCAGCACAGCCGAACCCGCCCAAAAUUCACGAGGGAUGGUGGGCGUACAAGGAGGUGGUGCAGGGCAGCUUCGUUCCAGUGCCGUCCUUCUGGGGGCUGGUGAACUCGGCCUGGAACCUGUGCUCGGUGGGGAAGAGGCAGUCGCCCGUCAACAUUGAGACCAGCCACAUGAUUUUUGACCCCUUCCUCACGCCCAUCAAGCUGAACACGGGCGGACGCAAGGUCGGUGGGACGAUGUACAACACGGGCCGCCACGUCUCUCUGCGACUGGACAAGGAGCAUCUGGUGAACAUCUCCGGCGGGCCGAUGACCUACAGCCACCGUCUGGAGGAGAUCCGGCUACACUUCGGCAGCGAGGACAGCCAGGGGUCCGAACACCUGCUCAACGGCCAGGCCUUCUCCGGAGAGGUUCAGCUGAUCCACUACAAUCAUGAGCUGUACACAAAUUAUACAGAAGCUGCUAAGAGCCCCAAUGGACUGGUCAUAGUGUCCAUAUUCAUGAAGAUUGCUGAGGCGUCAAACUCCUUCCUGAAUCGGAUGUUGAACAGAGACACCAUCACAAGAAUAACGUAUAAAAAUGACGCUUACCUCCUGACCGGCCUGAACAUCGAGGAAAUUUACCCAGAGACCAACAGUUUCAUCACAUACGACGGAUCGAUGACCAUCCCGCCGUGCUUUGAGACUGCCACGUGGAUCCUGAUGAACAAGCCGGUGUACCUCACACGUAUGCAGAUGCACUCGUUGCGGCUGCUGAGUCAAAACCAGCCGUCUCAGAUCUUCAUGAGCAUGAGCGACAACGUUCGCCCGGUCCAGCCGUUGAACAACCGCUGCAUCCGCACCAACAUCAACUUCAGCAUGCAGGGGAAGGACUGCCCCAACAACAGGGCUCAGAAGCUCCAGUACCGAGUGAACGAGUGGUUGCUAAAGUAGCCUCCCUUGGAUGAGCGUGGAAGACGACUGUCAGCAGCGGAGGAGGAGGAAGAGGAGGAAAAGGGGAAAAAGAUUUGAAAACUGGUCUUCAGGCUGCAUCUCAUCCAAGAUUCUCUCAUGGCAUUGUAUAAAGACACAGGACAUUGCGCGAAUGAAGGAACUUUGCGAG
Messenger RNA from Salarias fasciatus (jewelled blenny), 1740 nucleotides. RefSeq names its product carbonic anhydrase Xa (gene ca10a). Gene Ontology annotation, molecular function: carbonate dehydratase activity; zinc ion binding. Bases 585 to 1571 code for a protein of 328 amino acids. NCBI's taxonomy places the organism in Eukaryota, Metazoa, Chordata, Actinopteri, Blenniiformes, Blenniidae. Gene Ontology annotation, biological process: one-carbon metabolic process. The transcript has 9 exons. The record is from RefSeq and is a predicted model, not a curated record.